UAGGCGUGAAGUUGCACCGAAAGCGCAUCAAUUCAAAUCGUUCAAUUGAGGACAAAUUCAAAUUGUUUGAUUUAAAAAAAUCGAAAUAAAAAAAACAUUUUUCGUAAUAUUUUUUGUUUUUAAUUUUUCCGGUUCAAAAAUUAAGAGAUUUAUUGAAAUUGACUGCAUUCAUUCAUUGUUCAAUGUGUAUUUGUCAUGUGUGAUUUGUCUUGAGCCGACGGUGAAAUUCCAUUGGUUUGUUCAUUCAUUCGUUAUCUAUUUGCAUUUGGAUUCAUCUGAUAAACGCCUUUCUUAUCACUUUAGGUGUGUAAUUGUGGCAUCAUAAAUCGGUUAAAUCGGUAUUCGUUCACACACUUACGAUGCGAUUAAAACAGUUUUUUUUCUCUCAUAUGCGUCGCUAGGAGUUCAGUCAAAUCAAAUUGCUGAACGCAAAUACGUAGUUAGUUCAAUUUUAUCUCUUGGUGAAAUUCAAGAAUGAAGUAGAAAAUACCGAAGACACUGACACCUGGCUUAGUCAUUCGUGAUGCAAUUUUCGUCAUAUUGAUUUAUAUUCGCAGUCAAAGAAAUUUCUCAAAUAUUUUUCAAAACCAUUUCCAAGCAAAUAAAAAGUGACGUUGAACAUUCUAUGGAAUUUUUUUCAUGUGAAAAUUUUAAUUGCUCAUGUUAAACAGUGUCUGUAAUUGUCAUUAGCCGCGUUCAUUUGAAUAAUAUGCCUGUGAAUUGAAUACGCGCGACAAGUGAACACCAACGACCUAUAUCAAGUCCACGUAAAAAGAAUUUUACCUCUUAUCAAUUUUCUGUUCGCUGAGUUCCCGUCGUUUCACAUAUCUUACACCUCAUAAUUGACAAAUUAGAAGUCAUUUCCAGUAGAACUUUUGAGCCAACAGCUUGACAAAAAUAUUUUAUGUGCUUAAUAAAAAUCUGAUACCUGCGAAGUGCGUGUUAUUAUAGUGAACUCAGUGGUUUUGUGUAAAUAAAUUAAAAUAUGAAUCCGUACUAUGAUCCAGAGUGGAGCGUUUUGCCUCCCGAAAAUAACCGUCGAUUUAAUCCAGCAUUUAAUAUGGCCACCAUCCGUCAGGCAAUUAACGAAGCCGUCGAACGGGUGAGAAUGCCGACACCGACUCGAUUGCGAGAUUUAAUUCGUCAGAUUCGUGCGGCACGAACGGCGGCCGAAGAACGGGCCGUUGUAAACAAAGAAUGCGCCUACAUUCGGAGCACAUUUCGUGAAGAGGACUCAGCAUGGCGAUGUCGGAAUAUUGCCAAACUACUUUACAUUCAUAUGUUAGGUUAUCCAGCACAUUUUGGACAGUUGGAAUGUCUAAAAUUGACCGCUAGUCCACGAUUCACCGACAAACGAAUCGGCUACCUAGGUGCAAUGCUAUUGCUUGACGAACGCCAAGAUGUGCAUUUGUUAAUUACAAAUUGUUUGAAAAAUGACUUGAAUAGUACAACGCAGUUCGUGGUUGGUUUAGCUUUGUGUACAUUGGGAGCGAUUGCGUCACCAGAAAUGGCACGGGAUUUGGCUAGUGAAGUGGAACGUCUGAUGAAGUCACCAAAUGCUUACAUUCGGAAAAAAGCCACGCUGUGCGCCUUUCGUGUGAUUCGUCGCGUGCCUGAUUUGAUGGAAAUUUUCUUGCCUGCCACUCGAUCCUUACUCAGCGAAAAGAAUCACGGCAUUUUGAUAACUGGAGUAACUCUCAUCACUGAAAUGUGUGAAAACAGCCCUGACACACUCAACCAUUUCAAACAGAUUGUCCCGAAUCUGGUGCGAAUCUUGAAAAAUUUGAUUUUGGCUGGCUAUUCUCCAGAACAUGAUGUCAGCGGUGUUAGUGAUCCAUUCUUACAGGUGAAAAUUCUGCGACUCCUGAGAAUAUUGGGGCACAAUGAUGCCGAUGCAUCGGAAGCGAUGAACGAUAUUUUGGCUCAGGUUGCUACCAACACGGAGACGAGCAAAAAUGUUGGCAACACCAUUCUGUACGAAACUGUGCUGUCCAUCAUGGAUAUUCGUUCCGAGGGUGGUUUACGUGUUUUGGCGGUUAACAUUUUAGGUCGAUUUUUGUUGAACAGUGAUAAAAAUAUCCGUUAUGUUGCGUUGAAUACAUUGCUGCGUACCGUGCAUGCAGACACAUCGGCGGUGCAACGGCAUCGUACGACAAUAUUGGAAUGUCUAAAAGAUCCCGAUGUAUCGAUAAGACGUCGUGCCAUGGAAUUAUCAUUUGCAUUGAUCAAUGCGCAAAAUGUUCGUUCGAUGAUAAAAGAGCUGCUGAUAUUCUUGGAUAAAUCCGAUUCCGAAUUUAAGGCACAGUGUAGCAGUGGUUUGAUUUUGGCCGCUGAGCGAUUUGCUCCAACGACACGUUGGCAUCUCGAUACACAGUUAAGUGUUUUGAUCGCUGUUGGCAACUACGUUCGAGAUGAUGUGGUUUCGUCAACCAUUCAGUUGAUAUCCAGCAGUUCAUCGUCCGAUCAAGAAUACAUUACCGGCCAUCUAUGGGAUGCCCUUUUGUCAGCACAAAAUGUCGAAGACAAACAACCAUUACUUCAAGUCGCGUUGUGGGCCAUCGGUGAAUAUGGCGAUAUGUUUGUGUAUGGAGAAAGAUCCGGAGAUGCUCCAUCGGAUAUAGAUGUCAUCGAAUUGUAUCAAAAACUGUUGUGGUCCAGUCAAGUAUCAAUUACGACAAAGCAAUAUAUAUUGGUGUCGUUAAUUAAACUAAGUACUCGCUUACACAGUGGUCAAGAUCAAAUCAAGUGUAUAAUUGAUGCAUUUGGAUCGCACUUAGACAUCGAUUUGCAGCAACGUUCUGUGGAAUUUUCACAAUUAUUCAAGACGCACAAUAGCUUGCGUCCAGCUCUGUUGGAAAAGAUGCCACCCAUGCAAAUAACGCGAGUUUCAAAUCAAAACACCGAAUUUAGCGAAGAGAACGAACCCGAACUCAUUAUGAACGGUGAAGAUGAAUCAGAUGUGAAUAGUAAAAUGGCACCAAGUGAUUCGAGCGCCUUAUUGGAUCUACUUGGUGGCAGUAUCAGUCCGGUGACGUCACCCACUUUGAAUCCAUCCGAUAAACAGUAUCCUAGCAAUAAUACACAAAAUAUGACCAUGUCCAAUACCGAUUUGCUUGAUUUACUCGGUGGAUUGGGCAGCGAAUCGAUUACAACACCAUCAACGAUCGCAGCCAACGAUAAUCUGAAUACAACCAACGGCAAUAAUAUCAUUUCAAUGCUACCAAACACUCUAUCCCCAUUGUCACCGACCAACAAUAUUUUAGGUAAUAAUCUGUUCGAUGACCUCACCGGCAAUUCGACUACCAAUUCAACCAGUGGCGGUGUAAAAAUAACGGCUUUAGAUAAAAAUGGAUUGAAUAUUACGUUAGUGCCUAACAAAAGUGUUGGCGACGGUUGCUUACGUGUUAUCAUGUUAGCCACAAACAAUUCACUGAACACACUCGAACAGUAUUUGUUCCAAGCGGCUGUUCCAAAGAGCUUUACAUUGCAAAUGCUAUCGCCAUCGGGGUCAGUGUUGCCGCCCGGUGGCACCAUCACCCAAGAAAUGCGAUUGACAAAUUCAUCAAAGGGCGUUUUGCGAAUGCGACUUCGCAUUUCGUAUGUGGUCGAUGGUAGUCCAGUACUUGAGCAAACCGAAGUCAGCGGCUUUCCUGAGGAUGCAUUUGACUAAAGAAAAUUCUUAUGAGUUGUACAUUUUGUCACAUUUUUCCUCAGUGCUGAAUUUAGAUAUAUUUUUUUUCUUCUGUUUCUCUAUUAUUUGGUUCACCGUCUAUCUAUCGCGUAAACAAUUUAGAAAAAAAAAAUAAAAGAAAUUAAUAUGUAUUUAUAAACUAAACAAGAAUCAAUUAUAUCGAUCAUGUGAAUUCAUUUUUCGGCAUCCUACGACAUCAAACGCUCACGAAUUACUUUUACUUAAUUUGCAAUUAUCAAACAUUAUGUUUUGUUUAAAUUAGUGAAGAAGAUGAAUAGGAAGAAGAGAAAGAAACGACACCGUUUUAUUUUAUGUUGAAAACAAAAUGCAUCAUGUAUUAUAUAUGAGAAAAAAAAAUUAUUAUCAAAAAGACAAAUGAAAAAUAAAAUAAAUAAAUAAUAAAAAAGUUCGAAAA
Sitodiplosis mosellana (orange wheat blossom midge) is the source of this 4106-nucleotide messenger RNA. RefSeq names its product AP-1 complex subunit gamma-1 (gene AP-1gamma). The record is from RefSeq and is a predicted model, not a curated record. Gene Ontology annotation, molecular function: clathrin-cargo adaptor activity. Gene Ontology annotation, biological process: intracellular protein transport; receptor-mediated endocytosis; Golgi to vacuole transport. Gene Ontology annotation, cellular component: AP-1 adaptor complex; membrane coat; Golgi apparatus. NCBI's taxonomy places the organism in Eukaryota, Metazoa, Arthropoda, Insecta, Diptera, Cecidomyiidae. The coding region runs from base 986 to 3670 and encodes 894 amino acids. The transcript has 12 exons.